Messenger RNA from Clunio marinus, 255 nucleotides. NCBI's taxonomy places the organism in Eukaryota, Metazoa, Arthropoda, Insecta, Diptera, Chironomidae. The record is from the annotation of a GenBank genome assembly.
AUGCACAACGGGGGUGGUAAUCGCCAGAGAUGCAAAAAUUCAGUAGCGAAACAUGAAAAACUGCUUGAAUACUUUAUGACAACGGUACACCGAAAUCAGCAAAUAGCUAGGACUCGCGUGAGUCCGAAAAAAUGUGGUCAAAGAGACAUAAGAAGCAGCAACAACGAAAAACAACAAAUUGAAAUGAGCAGAAGUAAAAGCUUGAUGUGUUGGUUAGGCUCGAUAUUCUCAUUUAAACUCUCCUUUGAAACUUAA